GCAGGACAUCAGGCAUCCAGACAGACAACCUCCAAACUGAAGCAGCUGAUCUGCUCUGAAACCUCCUUCACCAGGAUGUUGUGUCCCAGCGUCUUCCAGCAGUCCCCCGUCACCAUGAGACCUUUCCUGGACCUGCACUGGCCCGUCCGCAGCCUGUGGCCCGAGACCCGGCCGCUCUUCUACCAGAUUGAACAGGAGAUGAUCCGCCACAUGCAGGAGAUGAGGCAGAACAUGGAGUACAUGGAGAGGCUGCACCAGAAGAUCUUUGAGGAGAUUGACCACACCUCCUCCUCCUCCACGGCAGUCUUCAAGCCCAUUGCCUUCCAGGAGCUGGGGAGGGACGGCGGCAGCUUCGCCCUCAGCCUGGACACCAAGGAGUUCUCCCCGGAGGAGCUGUCGGUCAAGCAGGUGGGCCGGAAGCUGAGGGUGAGCGGCAGGACGGAGAAGAAGCAGGACGACGGGAAGGGCUCCUACUCCUACAGGUGUCAGGAGUUCAGGCAGGAGUUCGACCUGCCGGACGGCGUCGACCCCGAAACCGUCACCUGCUCGCUGGUGGGCGGCCGGCUGCAGAUCCAGGCGCCCCGGGAGAGAGCCGCUAACGACGGGAAGGAGAGGAUCGUCCCCAUCAGCGUCACCUCCACCCCAGCCAUCACCUCCUCCACCACCUCCACCACCUCCUCCUCCAGCGGGGGGCUGGAGGGAAGCUGCACCUCCCCCUCAGAGUGCAGCCCCACGGACAAAAACUGAAAACACACUCAUCUUUGUUGUGUGGUUUUACUGGACGUGAUGGACGGAGCUGUUCUCAGCCUGCACUUUGAUUUUUAACUGUUUCUAAUAAACUCUUCAUAACAUG
Amphiprion ocellaris (clown anemonefish) is the source of this 853-nucleotide messenger RNA. Its product is annotated as heat shock protein beta-11-like. Gene Ontology annotation, molecular function: protein folding chaperone. The record is from RefSeq and is a predicted model, not a curated record. NCBI's taxonomy places the organism in Eukaryota, Metazoa, Chordata, Actinopteri, Pomacentridae. The coding region runs from base 76 to 747 and encodes 223 amino acids. The transcript has a single exon. Gene Ontology annotation, biological process: response to heat; protein refolding.